Molecule: messenger RNA, 6533 nt
Organism: Parasteatoda tepidariorum (common house spider)
Lineage: Eukaryota; Metazoa; Arthropoda; Arachnida; Araneae; Theridiidae
Source: RefSeq, a predicted model, not a curated record
UUUUUAGUACGACUUUAUAUUUACUUUAAAUGCUCUCACGUGAACUCGUUAAUCAGUUGUGUAUGAUGGUACCGCUAUAGCUUAUAAUACCUGACACUACCACUCUCGUCCAAAAUUCAUUUAAGAAACCAUUGUAUUUACACAAUUUUUAUAAUCAAAACACGGUUAUAUGUUUAUGCUCUCAUUCAUUCUAUUUCAGUGGAAAAUUCAGAACAAAAAGAGGAAGGUUAAAGAUUAGAGUCAGGAGAAGCAUAAGUCAUCUUUCUGAAUUAAAAAAAAAUAUGUUUAAGAGUGACUUAAACAGGAAUUUAAUAAGGAAUAUAAAGAAAAAAUGUAAAUAAGGAUUGAAAUAGUAUCGAAGUCAAAAACAGUUUAGCAACUGAAUUACAAUCAGACAUGAACUGGUUAAUUAAAUUAAGUUUGAUAUUGUUAUUAAUCUAUACGCUGUUUACUCAUGUUGAGCCAAAAAAGCAUCAUCACGGCUCGAGAUCUAAAAGUCCGUGGGCAAAUCCUGUCAAAGCACAGACUUUUAUGAAGUGUCUAAUUCAAACAAUAAGCACAUCCCCGGUGUUCCCUGAAAAAGAAAAAAAGGAUAUGGAGGGAAUAAUGGAAAUUGUGAUGUCUGCCUUCAACAGUGUGAACAGUUCAAAAGGAAGUUAUUUUUCUAAGAUGAAGGCAAUGAACAAGGCCUUCGCUGCAUCAAUGGCAGAACUUGUAUUAGCUGAAGGUGUUGAUUACCCUGAAAGCAUAAAAGUAAAAACUGAAGCACUUACAAAAGCUUUGCAGCAUUGUCUUAAAUUUACCGUAGGAACUGCAAACAGACGUUUGAUUACUGACAUUAAAAGAUUAAUCUGCCUGUUUUUGAACGAAGCAGCAGAUGAUGUUUCCAUAAACGAAGCAGAAGACUAUGAUUUAGAAAGGCCUUCGGAAGUAUUAGCGAAAACUGAUGGCAGCGCGACAUUGGAACUUAAGGAGAUAUUGCUUAAUGGCCUCCUAAGAUCCGAAACAUUCAAAACCAUAUUCAAUAGAGGCACUUCUCUACAAUUUGCUAUAAAUGCGUCCGAUUUCGCACUGCAGUCAGUGGCAAUCCGCCUAAGUCUGAACGAAUCUGUGAUUUCACAAAUAAAAAACAGGACUGUUCAGUCCAUUUAUACUCUUUUUACCAACUGCACUAGUAUUAAAACAAAAGAAUAUGCUACGGUAAUUGCAGUGAAUAUCGCUGCAGUUUUAGGAAGCAAAUUUAAAAUAAAUCAUGGAAAUGUAAAACAAAUUUCAGCAAAUAUCGCAAUUCCCUAUAUUAGAGAAUUAAAUAUUAUGUCACCAAGUCUUUAUCUUCGGAAAAUAGACGUAGAAGCUGAUUUAAGAAAAGUGCAAUCCUUCAUCCUGUCUAAUGAUACACAGUCUUCCUCCGGUAAUAUCAAUCGUACACUUUUUGCAACAAUCGCAACGUCACUCUUGAACUCAAAAGUGUUUCGUGAAACGUUCAAUAACAAUACUACCAAGGAAAUCGUAGUUAAUAUAUUAAAAAAUUUUGCUCCUCAAAUUGCUUCUAACUUCAGAAUGGAUAACAUUACUACAUCUAAGCUAGAAAAUGAUUUAAUUAGAACUGUAUCAACAGUUACAAAAGGAUCUAGUACACGAGAUUACGCUCAAGCCAUUGCAAAUGCAACUGCCACAUUCAUGUUAGCCAAUGGUCAGAUAUCCGACGCCAAUUUGAGCAGAAUAGCUACAAAGUUUCUUUCAGUUUUUUUCCAUGAAGUUACCACUAGUGCAACUAAAUUUGGAAUCGACCUGUCAGGCAUCGAUACUAGACAAGAUUUAGAGAAUAUAACUAGGAACAUUAAAAUGAGCAUCCAAAGUAGUAUUUCACAAAAUGACUCUAGUCUUGAUACUGGAAAAACCAUACUUGUUGAAUCUGCCAAGCCCGACGAUGAUGGUACAAAUUUUCCUACUUCUACCCUUCAAUAUAGAAACUGGAUCAUGAUACCUAAACUUGCACAGACUUUAUUAAAUGCCUUUCAAAGGUCAAAUACUUUUGAGACUAUAUUCAAUCCAAAUGUUUCCCAGCAGGUUGUAUUAAGUGUGUCUAAUGCAGCAUUGCAGGCCGUUGCUGACGGUUUAAGACUAGAUAAGGAAACACUUUCGCUAAUGAAAAACAAAAUUACACAUUCUCUUUCCACCAUCAGCAAUGGCACCGAUACAAGCGUCUAUGCUAUGGUAAUUGCUGAGAAUAUCGCUAACGUUUUAGGAAGCAGAUUUGUAAUAAAUUACGAAAAUGUGAGCCGAAUUGGAGUAAAUAUUGUAAGUUACUUUAUCAGAGGAUCAACCGUUAUUGCACAUAGACUAGGAUUUAAACUUCAGAACGUAGAUACUGAUCUAAGAAACGUGCAAUCAUUUAUUAUUUCUGAUAAUCUAUCAGUUCCAGAGACUACGCCUCUUAUAUCCGAUUCUGCAGGACAUCAUCCAAGAGGAUCGAUCGCAUUCAAGUUUGGAUCCUCUACAGCUGGAGUGUAUCUAAAACUUUCUGCAACACUCAAAUCUUCAUUCUCGAACUCGAAAGUGUUCCAUGCCGCUUUCAAUAACAGGACAUCCAAAGAAAUCGCCGCUAGUAUUUUGCGAAAUAUUGUAAAUAAUAUUGCCUCUAACUAUAGAUUAAACAGCAGAUCAGCACGAUUCCUCAUAAAUACUGUAAUUAGAGCCGUAUCUACGGUUAAGAUAGGAUCCGACACAAAAGCUUACGCUCAGUCUAUUUCUAAUGCAACUGCAGCAGAGUUAGUAGGCAAUGGCCAAAUAUCCAGCACUGAUUUGUAUCAGAAGGCUACAGGACUUAUUUCAAUUUUCUUGCAAGAAAUUUCUUCGAAUGCUUCUAGGUUUGGAAUCGAUCUAUCAGGCAUCAAUGCUCAAGAAGAUUUAUCGAAUGCAGUUAGGAGCGUUGAAGUAAUAAUUCAAAGUCUCCCCACUUCAAAUGAUCCUGAAUAUGCUAUUUAUGAGUUGAAAUAUUCGGACGAAGGUGAUUCCAUUCCUUUUGAUAGAAAACUAGGUACUCCACAUUUUGUCCCUACAGAUGGUUUCGCUACAUCGAAACUACUGCAGAUAUUAUUUAGGUUUUUCCAAAGAUCACACACAUUUAGAAUGAUAUUCAAUAGAAACUCUACUCGAUCAGACGCGAUUUCUGUGUCUGAAUCAGCGUUGCAGUGGGUUGCUUCCAGCUUGAGACUGGAUGAGGCUAUGACUUCUAGACUGAAAAACAAAAUCAUUCAAUCUCUUUCCAAAGUUAACGCAGACUCCCAUACAAGCGUUUAUGCCAUUGUAAUUGCUAUGAAUACUGCUACGUUCUUAAGUAGCCUAUUUAAAAUUAAUUUGGAAAGCGUAAACCAAAUUGGAGCAAGUAUUGCUAGCGCUUUCAUUAAUGGGUCAUCUAUCGUUGCUCUAAGAUUAGGACUUGAGCUUCCGAAUGUCAACGUGGAUGCCGAUAUAGAAAACACUAAAUCAUUCAUCUUGUCCGAUUUACCCAGUUCAUUGAUUGUAUCUCCUAAUGUUAGCUUAAUUGGGGGUUAUCCUAAUGAAUCUGGCUUAUAUAUGUUUGAACCCUUGGAAACAGUCGUAAUGGCCAUGAGACUUUCGGCAUCACUCACUGCUUCGCUGUCGAAUUCGAAAAUUUUCCGAGCUGCUUUCAAUGCAAAGGCACCUAGAAAAGUCUCCAUGAAUAUUUCGAGAAGUCUCGCGGAUGCAAUUGUUUCAAAAUUUGGAUUGGAUAACAGUUCUGUGGCAAUAAUGAUAAAAGCUAUCAAGAGUGCUGCAUCUAAAGUUAACAUAAAAUUAUAUAAUGAAUAUUUAGCUGAAGCAUUUAGUAACGCAAUUGCUGAAGUGUUCGUAGCGAGAGGUCUAAUUUCUAACUCGAAUUUGAGACAAAAUGCUAUAAAACUUGUUUCAGUUUUCUUGGAAGCAAUAUUCUCUACCGCACCUCAGUAUGGAAUCGACAUGUCAGGGAUCAACGCUCAUGAGGAUAUAUCAAACGCAACAAGGGAUAUUGAAGUAAUUAUCCAAAUUAGUUUUCCGGAAUACCCCAGUAUCGAUUCUGCGUACGCUUUAGUCCAGUCUGGUUAUCCUGGUCAAAAAAGUGCCAUUUAUGCAGACAUAAAUUCGGAUCACCAAUUUGUCAAAUUUAUACAGAUGGAUUUGUCCUCUAAACUUAAAUGGGCUUUAUUAAAUACCCUUCUAGGAUCAGACUCCUUCAAAAACUUAUUCAAUCGAGACGAUUAUCCACGGAUUUUGAUAAUUGUCUCUAACUCAGCUCUGCAGUUUGUUGCUCCAAGCUUAGGCCUCGAUACUGCUGUGGUUUCGCAACUAGAGAAUAAAAUCAGCUUAUCUCUUUCAAGCAUUAGAACUGGUUCAGACAAAAGCAUCUAUGCCAAACUAAUUGCUAGUAAUAUCGCGACAGUUUUUGAGAGCAAUGGUAAAAUAAACAAUGAAAAUGUAAACGAAAUUGGUACGAAUUUUGCAAACGCCAUUAUUAAAGGAUUAGCCCUUAUUGCACCAGGUCAGGCAUCAUCUUCAACUAACGGAACUGUCAAACUUUCAGAGCUGCUUACAUCUUCUCUCGCUAAUUCAGAAGUGUUCAGAGUAGCUUUUAAUGACAAGACAUCCAAAUCUGUUGCCCUCAAUCUUUCAAUAAUUCUCUCAGAUUCGAUUGUUGCCAUAACGGAUAAUAGUACAAAAACAAAGCUGAAAAAUGCUAUGGUGACCGCCAUAUCUAAAGUCAAAAUCGGUUCUGACACAAGAAAUUAUGCUAUAGCUCUUUCUCGUGCAAUUACUGAAGUGUUAGCAGCCAGCGAUCAGACAUGGAACUCUAAUUUAAAGCAAAAUGCUCUGCAACUGAUGUCGAACAUAGUACAAGUAAUAUAUAAUAGUGCUCCUCUGUUCGGUAUCAACGUCUCAAACAUCAGAAUUCAUGAGGAUAUAUCUAACGCAUUUAAAGGUAUUGUAAUAACUAUAAAAAGUAACCCUUCUCAAGGAGAAUCCGGUCCCGAUUCUGGAUAUCCUGUUAAAGAUGAUCCCCUUUUUCUUGGUACAGAUUUGGAACCGUCGUUACUCGUGACUACUGAUGACAACGCUACAUCAAGACUUCAGCAAUUUUUGUUAAAUUCUCUUUUAAGAUCAGAUUCUUUUAAAGCCUUAUUUAAAAGAGACGAUUUCCAACGUGUUCUGUUAAUUGUGUGUAACUCAGCACUGCAGUCGAUUGCAGACAGCUUAGGAGUGAAUGGAACUUCUAUUUCGCAAUUUGAAAACAAAAUCAGUCAGUCUCUUACUGCCUUACAUAAUAACUCGGACUCCGACACUUAUGCUAUUAUAAUAGCUUCGAAUAUCGCUGCAAUUUUAGGUAGAGGCGGUAAAGUUAAUGACGGAAAUGCAUAUAAAAUCGGAGCGAAUAUUGCUAAUGCCAUUAUCAAAAGAUCAGCUGUUAUUGCAACAAAAUUUGCAUCAGGCAGAAUAACUACAAAAAUUUCCACACUACUCGCAACUGCUCUCUCUAGCUCGAAAGUGUUCAGAGCCGCUUUCAAUGCCAAGACAUUCAGAGAAGUCGCCACAAACCUGGCAAGAAAUCUCGCAGAUUCGAUUGUCACCCAUUCUCGAUUGAAUAACAGCACAGCAGCGAAUCUGAAAAAGCUUAUAGUGGAUGCCGUAUCUAGAGUUAAAACAGGAUCGGACACAAGAGACUACGCUCGAGCUAUUGCUAAUGCAACUGCCAAACUAUUAGCUAUCAGUGGCCCGUUAUCUAACUAUGAUUUGAAACAAAAGACACCAAAGCUUUUUUCAACUUUCUUGCAAGUAAUAUAUUCCAGUGCCCCUCAGUACGGAAUUGAUCUGUCAAGUAUUAACUUUGAAGACGAUUUAUCAAACGCAACUACAGGAAUUGUAUUAGCAAUCGAGACUAGCCCUUCUUUAGAUGAACUUAAACUUGAUACUACUUACAAUGUUGGCCCUUAUUAUGGAUAUUCUGACAAAAAUGUUUUCACACCUCAGGGUCUCAUUACACCCUUUAACGUUUCUGUUGAAGGACCUCCUGAAGAGAUACAACCUUUAACUUUCCUUAUAAAAAAGUUAGUUGAUUCUCCCAGUGGAUUGAAGUCUCCAGAAGCUGAAGCCCGUGUCAAAAAAAUGGUUUUAUCAGUUGCUCAAUCACAUGGGCAAAAAGGUUUGGAUAUUAGCGCAUUUCUAAACAUUUUUAAAUCGAGUAUUUUUCAACUUUCAAAUUCCGAUUUUUCAAGAUGCGAAGCAACGGUCGAAGCUCUUAUGGAAGUCAUGGUAACCUUUGUGCAAGUUCUUGGAUCAGCUAAAAUUAGCACAGUUGAUACUUCAUCUACCUUAAAAAUUAUUGAUUCUGUCGCUGAUGCUCUAUCUGCUCUUUGAAGUGAUUUAUUAAAUCCGCAUGCAUUGAAAACCACAUGAAUCGCAAUAUUUAGUAUUCAAAUUAUCUAAUUACUUCUAAAUAAAUUGGAUCAUUAUUGUUAUUGUUGUUGAGUUUUUCACUC